Molecule: messenger RNA, 565 nt
Organism: Aspergillus homomorphus CBS 101889
Lineage: Eukaryota; Fungi; Ascomycota; Eurotiomycetes; Eurotiales; Aspergillaceae
Product: cupin domain-containing protein
Exons: 3
Coding region: 165-524 (119 amino acids)
Source: RefSeq, a predicted model, not a curated record
CUUCUCUCACUCUCGAUAGCAUCAUCGAUGGUAUAAAACCAUCGGAUCGAUCCCACCUAGUUGAUGCCAUCCAGACCUCGAAACCAGAUUCAUCGUUGUUUCAUCUCGACCAGACAGACCCGAUUCUCCAAGCACAGACCAACCUCUAAUCACCCGCCGCAAAGAUGCCCGUCGCGUUCAAGUACCACCCCCAGGCGCAGUCCACGUACAAGCCUCCGCUCAUCGCAAAUGAGAAUGCCUUCCUCGGUGACGUGGAUUCGACGGACGACUACAAUCCGGACAAGCCCAUGUCGGCCGGCUUCUAUCGAUUGGAGAAGGGCACCCCGCUGGUCUACGAGUACUCUUACGAUGAGAUGAAGAUCAUCCUCGAGGGCGAGUAUGAAAUUGCCGACGAGACUGGGCAGAAGGUCACGGCCAAGCCCGGCGACGUCUUCCACUUCCCCAAGGGUGCCAAGAUCACCUUCACGACUCCAUCCUAUGGGCUGGCUUUCUUCACGGGACAACGGGCCAAGGGCGUUUUGUAAGAAGCCGGAAGAAAGAAAGAAAGAAGAGGGGGAGGGGAAGA